AUGUAUAACAAUCAGACAGUUCAGUUAGUUGGUCGAUUGAGUCCUAAAACUAAGAUUAAUCUAGAAUAACAAAACUCACAUAAGCUCUCAAAUAAAAUGCUGGCUAAACACAUUAAUCCUGAUAUAGCACUUGUGCCAAUGCUCGAUGAUAUCAUACCAUGUAUUAGUGAAAUUGUGAAUUAGAGGAAAAUGUUGCAAUCGGUUCAACCAAUCCAAUAUUAUGAAGAGCAAAGGCCAUCGAGAACUAUUCUUACAACUCAACCAAAAUCUCAUACACAUAAGUCUUCAAGAUCAAUCAAGUCUAAUUCUACUCACAGAGAACAGAAAUCAAGAAUGUCUAAUCAAAAAUAUGAGUUGAUGAGUUGUUGUUCCUGUUCUUGUUGUGGAUGCAGUCGAAAAAGUUCAACUAGACUCAAGAAAUCUCCAACUCCCACUCCUAAAGUAAGAAGAAAUUAUUAAGAAAACCCCUCAACCAACAAAUCAAUAAAAUAAUCUUCAAUUGCUAGUUCUGAAUCAAAAAAGGUGAGAAAUUAGAAGAUUUUGAACUCUUCAUCAAAAACCAAAUAAAAAUGUGAAUAUCAUCAUUAUGAACAGAGACAAUCCCAUUUAACUACUAAUUAAUCAAACAGAAAACCAAGACCCUCAAGUGUGGCUAUUAUCAAUCCUGAAACAGCCAGAAGAUAAAAAUUGAGAGAGUAUUAAGAGAAAUAGAAAUUGUUACAGAAUUUAUAUAGUGCUAAAUAAUUAUAACCAUAACCUAGAGAGCAGAGUCUAUCAAAGGUUGCUUGGAGAGCAGAUAUAUCUAAAAUUGAAGAGGGUUACAAAAGAAGGAGUAAAAUAGAAAAAAUUGUAUAAAUUUAAAAAGAAAUCUUAAACAAAUCUUUGUCUAAACAUAGGAGUGCAUCAAAGCAAGAAUCCAAAAAGAUUGUACCUCCUCUUGAUCAGCAAAAAUUGAAACUCUUGGAUCAAAGGAAAAAAUUAAUGGAAAAGAAAGAUCAAAAAAUUGUUCAUGAUAAAAAGGAGUCUUAAAGAUUAAAGUAAGUACUUCAUUAAUUAAAAAAAUAAAAGUAAGAUGAAAAGGAAUUAAAAAAUAAAAAAACUCAAUAACUCUCUAAAUUAGAACAAUUUCAAAAGGAGAAUAGAUUAUAAUGCAAAAAAAAAAAAUUUGUACCUACAGAAUAAUAAAUUGAAUAAGCAUUUUAAAUUGUAUCAAGUGAUAAAAUAGAUAAUGAACAAUCAAUCAAAUGAAUAUUUUUUGAAUUACACAUAAUAGGAUUAUAAAAUUUAAUUA
Molecule: messenger RNA, 1291 nt
Organism: Paramecium tetraurelia
Lineage: Eukaryota; Ciliophora; Oligohymenophorea; Peniculida; Parameciidae
Exons: 4
Source: RefSeq, a predicted model, not a curated record